AUGCGGCCCUAUAGCAGACAUCAACUUAAUUCGCGAAGACCUAGAAGUGACCUCUGUCCUCACGCUACAACUCAAAUUUAUCGAAGCUCUUGGGUUGAUUUAACUUCGGAUUCAAAGACGACAAACAAAACGGAAACUUUACCUCCUACCGAUCAUCACGUCAGAAUGCCUAACAUCAAGGUUUUUUCCGGUUCUUCCCACAAAGAUCUUUCUCAAAGAAUCUGUGAGCGUUUGCAACUCGAGGUUUCUAAGGCUUCUUUGAAGAAGUUCAGCAACAGGGAAACUAAUGUUGAAAUCGGCGAAUCUGUACGUGGAGAGGAUGUUUACAUCAUUCAAUCUGCCGCCGGAGAAAUAAAUGAUAACCUCAUGGAACUUUUAAUUAUGAUCAACGCAUGUAAAAUUGCUUCCUCAUGUCGUGUAGCUGCUGUUAUUCCUUGUUUCCCCUAUGCUCGUCAAGACAAAAAAGACAAAUCACGUGCACCUAUUUCGGCGAAACUAGUUGCUAACAUGUUGUCCGUUGCUGGCGCUGAUCAUAUUAUCACUAUGGAUCUUCAUGCUUCUCAAAUUCAGGGCUUCUUUGAUAUUCCCGUAGAUAACCUGUAUGCUGAGCCAGCUAUACUUAAGUACAUCAGAGAAUCAAUUCCUAAGUGGGAAACCUCUGUCAUCGUUUCUCCUGAUGCUGGAGGAGCUAAGCGUGUCACUUCCAUUGCUGACCGUCUGAAUGUUGACUUCGCUCUUAUUCACAAAGAACGCAAGCGCGCUAAUGAAGUUGAAAAAAUGACAUUAGUUGGAAGCGUCGAAGGAAAGGUCGCUAUAUUAGUAGACGAUAUGGCGGACACAUGUGGAACAAUCUGCAUGGCUGCUGAUAAAUUAGUUGAAGCUGGAGCUGAAAAGGUUUAUGCUUUCUGCGUCCAUGGAAUCUUCUCUGGUCCAGCUCUUCAAAGACUCAAUAGUUCUAAGUUUGAAGCUGUUGUUGUGACCAACACUAUACCUCAAGAAGAGAAUAUGCGACAAUGUCCCAAGAUUCAGUGUAUCGAUAUAUCAAUGAUCUUGGCUGAGGCUAUUCGUCGUACUCACAAUGGUGAAUCUGUUUCUUACCUCUUCUCACACGUUCCAAUUUGUUAA
Molecule: messenger RNA, 1125 nt
Organism: Auanema sp. JU1783
Lineage: Eukaryota; Metazoa; Nematoda; Chromadorea; Rhabditida; Rhabditidae
Source: the annotation of a GenBank genome assembly